AUGUCUAACACCACCACCACCUCUACCAACACUACCACCACCUCUCCUACCAUCUCUAACACCACCACCACCUCUCCUAUCAUCUCUAACACCACCUCUACCAACACCACCACCACCUCUACCACCACCUCUCCUAUCAUCUCUAACACCACAUCUAACACCAACACCACCACCACCUCUCCUAUCAUCUCUAACACCACGUCUAACACCAACACCACCACCACCUCUACCAACACUACCACCACCUCUACCAACACCUCUCCUACCAUCUCUAACACCACCACCACCACCUAUCCUAUCAUCUCUAACACCAUAUCUAACACCAACUCCACCACCACCUCUCCCACCAUGUCUAACACCACCACCACCACCACCUCUAGCACCACGUCUAACACCACCACCUCCACCCCUACCACCACCACCACCUCUCCUACCACCUCUACCACCACCACCAUCUCCACCACUACCACCACAAUCCUUCCUCUGGUCUGUAUCAACGGUGGUGAGCUGCAGAGUGGAGUCUGUAUCUGUCCUGAUGAGUGGAACGGAGAGACCUGUUCAGAGGGGAAUUUCUGCAAUUCCACCAUCAUUGGUGAUUUUUCCUUCCCAAGAACAACUGUUGGCUGGUCUGCUUAUUCAAAAGAGUUGUGUGAUGAGAAGACAACCAGUGCCGGUUUACCAAAAGCCUCAGCAAGAUGUUUGAAUGACACUGGCUCUCCAAUGUUUGGUUCUCCUCACAAGCUGCAGUGUGAAUUAACCCUCAGUGACAUUCAAGGAAAUAUCUCCAGCAGUUCAGGUAAUUUACAACAGUUAGCCUUCAGUACUCAGAUCCUGACCUCCCAACCAGAGCGGCUGUCAGCUGACAACAUCACCACAGCAGCUCAGAUAGCUAACACACUGCUUCAGUCUGCAAAUAUCACAGAGGACAUCACAGUGGCAGCUGUAACCACCAUCAGUCAGCUGCUCAAUGCCAGUGAGGACAGUACACAGGAGAGAGACGCUGUCCAAAACCUCACAGAGACCCUGGAGAAGUUUUCCCUGGACCAGCACAAUAAUGUGUCCUUGGUGGUUCAGCCCAACCUGGUAGUCCAGUCUGUCCAAGUACCAAGUGACACAGUAGGGAUCCAGUUUACUGCUCUGACUGGAAGAUCUGGUAAUUUUGUGGCCAACAGAAUUCAUCUCAACACAAAUACUUCUGAACUGAUAGCUGAUGAAGGAGGUGCGACCGAUGUCCAGAUUGUCUUAAAAUUCACACCAGUUUUACGUAGUAAAAACACAAACAACUCCAUUGGUUUUGUGCUCUACCAAAACGACCGGUUCUUCAGGUCCAGGGCUUUCAGAGCUUCUUCAGGGACCAGCAGAAGGGUCAUCUCUGCUAACCUGGGACAAGUGUCUGGGUUACAUGUUGAGAUGCUCUUCAAGCCCACAGCUGUUCCCAACACCUCCCUCUAUGACUUUGCCUGCGUGUCAUGGAACUACACGUUGAAAGACUGGAGCACCUUUGGCUGCUCCAAAGUCAACCACUCAGCAGACGGCCUGCGAUGUUUCUGUAAUCACACCACUAACUUUGCUGUGCUGAUGUCAUUCAGGAGGGAUUAUAAAUACGCUGAUGAGCUAAACUGGAUCACCACAUUGGGAUGCUCCAUGUCCAUCAUAGGGUUGAGUUUAACAUUAACAUUCCAGAUGGUGACCAGGAAAUCACGCAAAACCAACCCAACGGUCCUCUUAAUGAGCGUCUGCAUGUGUCUCCUGAUCUUCACCCUCCUCUUCAUGAUGGGAGUGGACAACCCUCAUAAACAGCUGGGCAAACCUGAAAUACAGAAGGACAACAUUCUCCCCCUGUCCGACACACACACAGAGCGGGACAGAGGGCCCUGUACUGCAGUGGCAGUCCUGCUGCAGUACUUCCUGUUGGGGACGUUCACCUGGAACACGCUGUUCGCCACACAUGUCUUCCUGAUGAUCAGAAACAGCCUGGCCACCAGCCCAUCACACUUCACAGCCUAUACCGUGGCCAUCGGAUGGGGACUGCCUGCAGUUGUGGUGGCCCUCACCUUAGGAAUUAGUUACAGAGUGGAUGAUCCACUGGGAUACAGGCAGGAGGAAUUUUGCUGGCUUGCUGCCCUCGAUCCAAAGGGGAACUUUGACUUCAAGCUGCCAAUGUUUUGGGGGUUCCUGAUCCCUGUGGCGUUCAUGCUUAUCUUCAACACAGUGGUGUUGGUAUGUUUUACAGUUACAACAUGCAAGACCAACCCACAUUUAACCAGUACAAGACACACAUCGAUGAAGAAGAAGUUCCUCAGUAGCUUUUCUCUGGCUGUGGUGCUCGGUCUCUCCUGGAUCCUGGGCUAUCUGUUGCUCAUUACACAGAACCAGACCAUGUACACCAUACUCAACAUCUCCUUCUGUGUUCUCACCACCACUCAGGGCUUGCAGAUUUUCAUUCUGUUCACAGCAAGAACAGCAAUUGUCAAGAAAAUGAUGGCAGAUGCUUUGAAAUCUGUCUCUAGUGUUGAGAUCCCACGUCACACCAAGAGGUUCAGUCUAUGGCGUGGCAAGCGCAGAGAAAAGGUUGAAUCAUACACACAGCUGGACACUAUUCUGUCAACACAUUAACACCUUAACUGCCACAGAAAAAGUAUUUUCCUGAAAAAUGUGUAUUUAACCUUAAACUAGUUAGGGAUAGGCGGGACGCAAAUGUCUCAACUGGCCAAUUGCCAGGGAAAAUGCAGAGCGCCAGAUUCAAAUAAAAUACUAUAAAAUACAAACUUUAAUUAAAUCACACGUGUAAGAUACUCAAUUAAAGCUACACUCGUUGUGAAUCCAGCCAACGUGUCAGAUUUUAAAAAUUUUCGGCGAAA
This is a messenger RNA of Oncorhynchus mykiss (rainbow trout), 2861 nucleotides long. NCBI's taxonomy places the organism in Eukaryota, Metazoa, Chordata, Actinopteri, Salmoniformes, Salmonidae. The record is from RefSeq and is a predicted model, not a curated record.